This is a messenger RNA of Gamsiella multidivaricata, 1231 nucleotides long. RefSeq lists its product as uncharacterized. The record is from RefSeq and is a predicted model, not a curated record. Lineage: Eukaryota; Fungi; Mortierellomycota; Mortierellomycetes; Mortierellales; Mortierellaceae. The transcript has 2 exons. The coding region runs from base 120 to 1010 and encodes 296 amino acids.
UGCACACAUCUUACACUCAUCUUGUCAUUUCCCAUUCAACCAUUUCCCACCAACACCCGACACAAGGAUUCCUUCAUUGCAACGACAACUGUCCAUUGGAAACCUCUGUCAUCCACACCAUGACUGCCUCUACAAAGCUCUAUCUCACUCUCGCCCUCGCCCUGGCUGUCCUUGCUACAACCCCUGGUUCACAGGCCGCCGUAGCUGACGCAGCCCCUGCGCCCGUAGCGCAGACAGAGGUCUUUGACUACACUGUGUACCAGUCCCCUCCCAUCUGGCAAGAGGUGAGCGCCUAUGAGGACCAGGAGAUCCCUAUCAAUUACCGCCCCGGCGGUGCCCGUGGAGGAGACAUUGGACGUCGUCGUCGUCGUCGUCGCAGCGCCAGCAUGGCCAAGCGCGCCGUCAUCUAUGACAAGGACGCACAUCUGUCCCUGGACCAGGAUUUUGGGGACCUGGGCCUUGUGAAUGCGCAGGUGGAGACGACGAUUCAGAGCUCCAUCGACUUGAAGAAGCGUCUUGUUAAGAGAGCUGAGGAUUAUGAGGGAACACAGGAUGGGGAUGAUGAACAGAACGAGGAGGGGGAUGAGCAUGACGAGGAAGUGGAAGAGGAGAACGGUGCGAGCUUUGAUGGUGAGACCAACUCUGAGGAGUCCCAGGAAGAGACUAACGACGGAAACGAGAUUGGUGGACAGGGAAAUGAGGACGAGAAUGAGGAGGAUGAGGAUGAGGAGGAUGAGGACGAGGACAACUUCGAGUCGAUCGAUGAGAACGAGGAACGUCGUCUUGAUAACGAGGCGGGUCUGCAGGAUUGGAUCGAGGAGAUGAAGUCGGAGGAGUACUUUGACCUGGCAGGGCACCCAGACGGCAACGGAUUCGAUGGCGCGCAGGAGCAGCACGAGCAGUCGUUCGACUAUGAGCAGGAGGUGAGCUCCUCCUACACCGAGAGCGAGGGCGAGGACGAGCCCUCGCCUUCGGAGGAGGAGGUCUUUGCGGCCUCGUGGCACCACUAGACAACUAGACGUCGGACAUACACACACACACACCCCUUGCGCCACCAAAAACGAAAGAAGAGACACGAUAUUCCGACCAUCCCCAUCCCCUUUUUAUAUACCAAGCUAUAUCUUGCCUCCAUGGACGACCUCCUCCUCCUCCUCCCUGAACGAUAUAUAUUUAUGAACAAGACAAGGAACAAAAUAAAAGACCAAGGCAUGCGAGUACCUUUUUUUGCAUU